This is a messenger RNA of Rubroshorea leprosula, 1506 nucleotides long. The record is from the annotation of a GenBank genome assembly. NCBI's taxonomy places the organism in Eukaryota, Viridiplantae, Streptophyta, Magnoliopsida, Malvales, Dipterocarpaceae.
ACUAUAAAUUUCACCCUCUAAGAAGCUCCCCCUCCACACUCACUGCAUAAAACAGAGCGCAUUACAGAAGCUAUCAGCAAACUAUCAUCAACCAUGAGCACUGCCGGUCAGGUCAUCCGUUGCAAGGCUGCUGUCGCAUGGGAGGCGGGGAAGCCACUUGUGAUUGAAGAAGUGGAGGUGGCCCCCCCGCAAAGGAAUGAAGUCCGUGUGAAGAUUCUCUAUACCUCCUUGUGCCACACUGAUGUCUAUUUCUGGGAGGCCAAGGGACAAAACCCCCUAUUUCCUCGCAUUCUUGGUCAUGAAGCGGGAGGGAUUGUGGAGAGUGUGGGUGAGGGUGUAACUGAUCUCCAGCCAGGUGAUCAUGUUCUCCCUAUAUUCACUGGGGAAUGCAAGGAGUGCCCCCACUGCAAGUCAGAAGAAAGCAACAUGUGUGAUCUCCUUAGGAUCAAUACUGAUAGGGGUAGCAUGAUUAAUGAUGGCAAAUCCAGGUUCUCUAUCAAUGGGCAGCCAAUCCAUCACUUUCUCGGCACUUCAACUUUCAGUGAAUACACUGUUGUCCACGUUGGACAGGUUGCAAAGAUCAAUCCAGCUGCCCCUCUUGACAAAGUUUGUGUUCUCAGUUGUGGGAUUUCCACAGGCUUUGGUGCCACUGUGAAUGUUGCUAAACCCAAAAAGGGUCAUUCAGUUGCCAUUUUUGGACUGGGUGCUGUUGGUCUUGCUGCUGCUGAAGGGGCACGGGUUUCUGGGGCUUCAAGGAUCAUUGGUGUUGAUCUGAAUGCCAGCAGAUUUGAGGAAGCCAAGAAGUUUGGUGUAACAGAGUUUGUGAAUCCUAAAGAUCAUGACAAACCCGUUCAACAGGUGAUUGCUGAGAUGACAAAUGGAGGUGUGGAUCGCAGUGUUGAAUGCACUGGAAGCAUUCAGGCUAUGAUUUCAGCAUUUGAAUGUGUCCAUGAUGGUUGGGGUGUUGCAGUGCUUGUUGGUGUCCCAAGCAAAGAUGAUUCAUUCAAAACAAGUCCAGUGAAUUUCCUGAACGAGAGGACUCUCAAGGGUACUUUCUUUGGCAACUACAAACCCCGCACUGAUAUUCCGAAAGUUGUCGAACAAUACAUGAACAAGGAGCUAGAACUGGAGAAACUGGAGAUGUUUGUAACUCACUCUGUGUCUUUCUCGGAGAUCAACAAAGCAUUCGAGUACAUGCUGUCUGGCCAGGGUCUGAGAUGCAUGAUUCGCAUGGAACAUUAGAGGCAAUCGAAAUUUCAUCUAUAUAAUCAGAAAGUUAUUUUAGAAUUUCUUGGAUGUGAAGAGUCAGUUGUGCGUGUAGCAGUUUCAUCUGGGCAGUAUUGAACUCAUGGAUAUAAUAUGUAUGUCAUUUUUCCUUUUUUCUUGUUUCUCUUUGGUUACAUGUUCACGGCAUGCAUUUUAUCUUAAUUUGAUUGUGGCUUUAGCACACCCAAUUUAUCUAUGAAGAGGCAGGCUUGGCAAACAUAAUAGAUAACUAGAACAACA